CAGGACUUCGCGUCUGGUCCCUUCUCGGCAAGUUCUCUCCUCGAGUUUCCAUUUCCUCCUCCCUUCCCCGUCGCCCGUGCUUCUCAGAUCUUCUCGGACGUAAAAAUCAGAUCAGAAACUACAGAAGUAAUCUGCGUGGAGGUGAUUCGAUGAUGGAUUUACGGAUUUUAUUCCCCGCUCUCCUUCUUGUCUUCGGGUUGGCGACGGUUUUCGCUCAGACUCCCGCACCUGAUCAAGUGUGCGAGUCGAAAAAUGGGACAAACUGUGAGGAGUGUCUGAAAAAUGUGUCGUGUUUGUGGUGUAUCACAACCAAGACGUGUAUAACGUAUCCGGUGAGAACCAUCCUCCCUCCUCAUUCUGUCUGCCCGCUGAACGAUGCACGCUGGGGGCUCUGCUGGAUGAACUUCCAGAUAUUGAUAAUCACCUUGGCAGUGCUCGGUGGAGUUAUCAUCAUUGCCUUCUUCAUCUGUCUGUUCUGCUGCUGCAAGUGUGAGAACUUUGGAUCCAAAAGGUUCGAGGCCAAGAUGCAGAGACAGGCCGAAAAGACGAGAACCAAGCAGGAAGAAAGGAAGGCAGAGAUGAAACAGAGACAUGAGGAAAUCAGGAAGAAAUAUGGUCUAAGUGGACAAAAUCCAUACUCCAGAUUUGCCUGAGAGGAACUCUUUGAACUGAGAUUUCACACCGUGGCCUCUUAAAACCACAGAGACAUCCUUUCGGUUUUCAGACGCUGUUUAAAGGAAACAAUAACUAUGAAGAAUUUAGAAAAGUGAUAAUAGCUGUAUAUAGGCUGCCUUUAGCUCAUUCAGCCAAAUGAACAGGUCCGUUUAAAGAAGGCUGCGUUUACUGUGUUGACCUUGGAGGCUGUAGCUGAACUCUAGAAAAUGCACAUGUAGCUGCAGUGUUCUUUAGGACCAUAACAGUCCAUGCAGAGGUUCCUAUAGAUAUUUUAGAUAUACUAUAUAUAUUUAUUAGAUCGCUUAAUUUGGUCGGUGAACAAUCAUUGUCCUUUUGUUUUACUUUAACUGAUUGAUUUAUUUCUCCUGAGAUGCUGCUGAAUGUAGAAAUUACAGGCUAACCUAUUUUUGUACUUAAUUGUUCUUGUCUUUCAUUGUCAUUCAUUGAAUGUCAUUGCCAUGCUGAAACUAAACUGCUUGUGGCCAUUUCUGUUAUGUUACUGCUGCGUAUUCCACUGAGCGGAAUAAACGUAUUAUGUCUGCAAAACAAAUUCAUACCAUGAGGUCAAAAUGAUCACGUAAUCAUUGACUUGAGUAAAAUACUUUGAUCGCAAUGUUGGAAUCGAAGUCCUCCUAAUCAUUCUGUAUAUACUGUUAAGACGUGAAAACCUAAUUACAUUAAAGAAGGUUAACUGAUAAGUAAUUCUGCCUGUGGAACUGCCCUUUUGUUGUGUAUUUCCCACUUUGUGCUUUCAUUAAACUAAUUAUUGCAUUUUA
This is a messenger RNA of Mugil cephalus (flathead mullet), 1451 nucleotides long. RefSeq names its product PTTG1 interacting protein a (gene pttg1ipa). Gene Ontology annotation, biological process: protein import into nucleus. The coding region runs from base 150 to 653 and encodes 167 amino acids. Gene Ontology annotation, cellular component: nucleus; cytoplasm. The record is from RefSeq and is a predicted model, not a curated record. The transcript has 7 exons. Lineage: Eukaryota; Metazoa; Chordata; Actinopteri; Mugiliformes; Mugilidae.